AUGGUGCUCACUGAGCAGAGUAAGAAAAGCCGCGGUUGGAUUUACGGUACGGAGAGGAGCGGUCCGAAUGCUGGUGGCAUAACAAGUGAACGGGAGGAGGCUAAUGCCAGAUGCGCUAAUGUGGCUCGGUUCGUAGUUAUGGCGCCACGCUUUGAGAUCACAAUUGAUGAUAUUUACAGACAACCAACAAAGCUGAAGGAGAAGUUUGGCCAUACAAAGCAGUCCAAAAGCAUUAGAUCUUCAAAUGUGUCUCGCCCGUCAAGACAAUUAAUUGAGCUUGGUGUUGGUGAGGAUUGUACAUCUGUUGAAGCCCAUGUUAAUGUGCUACAAAGUGAGUAUCGGAAGAUGCAACCUGAUAUGGCCGCUGUCAAAGACCGCAUGACACGAACAUUCUCCUGGAGACGACGUGAAAUCAUAGAAGGCAUGCCAGUAGAGGAAGUGCUCUCCAAAUAUCCCUUCUUAAAGAUGCCUGCUAUAUGUAUAGAUGAGGUUGACAGAAUUCACCCGACAGUCGUGGCAUUCUGUGACCGCUUCAGAGAAGGCUUUGUCGGUGUUUUGCCAAACAUACUUAAGCUGGCCCAGGGGAAGUCAACAGUGGCAAAACAGUACACUGAUGUCAGACAUGAUGCCCUGGUUGAAGACCUACCAGGAAUCGACUUGAGGGCUGGACUCAUUCUGUUGCCUUCAAUCUUCAGAGAAAAGAUUGAACAUUACAUCACUUUGGGAGCGACGGAUGUUUCCACCCCGUAUCCAACGAUUCAACUGAUGGAGAAUGACUGGAAAGUGGCGAUGACCAGUGCUGGGCCCAGUUUGGUGAAAGUGGAUGGCGUGGAUGUGUGCCAGUGCACAACUUUUGAUGAAGCUUUCAUAACGGCCUACAGUAUGUACUUCGUGUUCAACAUUGCAUACCCACCUCACCUGAAAAACACUUUGAGCUUUCUUCAGCGGCGCAUUGUCAGCAUUGUGGAAGAGGGAGACAAGACUCUGCCAAUAACUGUGCUCAGAAUAAUUAACCAAUUUUGA
Messenger RNA from Knipowitschia caucasica, 1023 nucleotides. The record is from the annotation of a GenBank genome assembly. Lineage: Eukaryota; Metazoa; Chordata; Actinopteri; Gobiiformes; Gobiidae.